AUGGCGUCGCCAGAACCUUCGCGACAGCUACUAACACCGGAGUCUGCGAGACGGCCAAUGUCCCCAGAGCCUGAUGACAGCAGUCGGUUCAGUGUUCGUUCACCAUCGACACAGGCCCGAAGCUCCCGUUCUGGAAGGUCGCGAGCCAACUCUGCCGCGUCAACAUAUCAGACACAGGCAUCUUCUGUCCUGCCGGCUCUACAGACUAAAGGGGCCGGAAACGAUGACUUGUUGGAGCCACUAGUAGAGGAAGAGAUUGAGCCAGGAAGUUUCGACCUCGUCAUUCCAUCACACGGGGAUACAGGGAUAUACUCAUUGGAAGCUCGCUCAGAGCAGCUAUUUUCGAAAGAGCAUCUACAAGUCAUCUUUGGAGAUGCGGUUUUACUUCAACGGUUCACCAACUUCCUUUGCACAUCGCGGCCGAAGUCUAUCCCCUUGCUGGUCUACUAUCUAGACGCAACUAAAGCCCUCAAGGCGAUUAGCUACUCAAAUGCUAUUGUCGAGGCCUUGGAGCCACUUGAGGGACACGAGUUCAGCUCCACCGGAGCAGAUGCGACUUUGAACAAGUGUUUAAGGGACAAAGCAGAUGCAGCCUUUGAAGCCAUUGCCCGCGAUGAUCUCUCUGCUUACGUCACGCACACAUGGAUACAGACCGUGAGCGUCUCGAUGAAAAGACGUAUCACGGGCUCCAUGCCAGCGCAUCUUCGAGAUAUGUCCGAAGGUCUGGCGGAGGUCUUCUGCCUCACAGAUCCUUCUCGGCACGACAAUCCUAUUGUGUUUGCUUCAGAAGAAUUCCACAGGACAACGCAGUAUGGGAUGAACUAUGUUAUUGGGCGCAACUGUCGCUUUCUGCAAGGCCCCAAGACAAAUCCCUUCAGUGUUAAAAGAAUUCGCGACAGGCUUCUAGAGGGCAAGGAACACUACGAAACAUUCCUCAACUACCGUAGAGACGGGUCUCCGUUCAUGAACCUGCUGAUGUGCACACCGUUGAUGGAUUCCCGCGGCAAUGUGCGCUACUUCCUCGGAGCACAAGUCGACGUCUCCGGGCUCGCAAAGGACUGCUCGGGUCUCGAGUCACUUAAGCGCCUCGUUGAGAAAGACGAGGAGCCUCAUGUGAAGUCUAACGGCGAAACGGGUCCAAGUGACGGCAUCAAGAACGGGGAGCAGAACGGGGUAAACGGGGCGGAAGAAGGCGCAAAGGACGAGUUUGGCGAACUUGCCGAGAUGUUCAACCUUCAAGAACUGGAAACAGUCAGGAAGCACGGCGGCAGUCUGCACCGCUCCCAGCAGGAAGAGGUGCAGCACGCCGACGCCAAUGCCAACUGGCACAAGCCGCGUGUUCUCCUCCAAGAUGAGGCUUCGGUCACAGAGGACGAUGUUGCUCCGUCAGUGCGCAGUCUGCCCCUGAAUUCUGUGACGUCCGGCCGCCUCACUGGCAUCUACGAACACUACCUCCUCGUGCGGCCCCAUCCUAACCUACGUAUCCUGUUUGCUUCGCCUUCUCUACGCGUACCAGGAAUCCUGCAGUCACACUUGUUGUCCAAGAUCGGCGGGUCUACCCGUAUCCACGAUGAGUUGGCGCAGGCUCUCGCGGAAGGUCAAGGGGUCACGGCUAAAGCUCUUUACAUCGCUCGAGUAUAG
Phaeoacremonium minimum UCRPA7 is the source of this 1641-nucleotide messenger RNA. Its product is annotated as putative hisactophilin c49s mutant phototropin phy3 fusion protein. The transcript is spliced from 3 exons. Lineage: Eukaryota; Fungi; Ascomycota; Sordariomycetes; Togniniales; Togniniaceae. The record is from RefSeq and is a predicted model, not a curated record. Gene Ontology annotation, cellular component: nucleus. The coding region runs from base 1 to 1641 and encodes 546 amino acids.